UUAGUGUACCAAAUUUCAAAACACGCAUCAUGUUUAAAUCGCUUCACUUCUCGUACAACAAUAGUGCUGUCAAAGUCGAUUAUCCUACAGAUCUACUAUUUGCAAAGACAGACUUUUUAGGACAAUUUCUUGACCAUGUUCUUUUCUAUGCUAGUUCUCGAUAUAGCGCGAGUAGAAGCUGAACAUAUGGGUCAAUUUUGCUGCAUUUUCAAAACAGUAUUGCUUCUUCAGGGCUUGGAGUGAAGCAAAACCCGCUUCAUUGAAAGUUACAAAGUUAUAGACCAGCUAUUAUAUAGUUAUUAUUAUUAUUUUUGCAUUUUCCUGAUAAGUUCUCGCCUGAAGUCAUUCGAUAUCUUUUCAGAAUAGCUUUUGUGCUUCAGCCACAUUCGAAUAAUGAUACAAAUGCACAAAACUGCAAAAAAAAAUUGGAAAAUAACAUCAAUUCAAUGGUUAGCGUUGUUGUUUAGCAAGUAACCAAUGACAAUAACAGACAGCGAAAUCCAAAGAAAGCUAAUAGUUACUGUUAAAAAUGGGGAAUAAGAACAUGCAGGUGGCACAACAUUUGAUCACAUUCAAAAAGUUUUACCAAUGGAUAAUCGUUAUCAGUUAGCUUCUAUGUUACGCUGCCUAUAAUCAUUAGUCUUCCGUUUUGCCAACAGAAAGUACUGUCCAUUCUUCCACCAUACUUUACGUAUCAGCAAUAUAACAUACCUACAGGGAAAAUGUUAGGCGUCGUAUCCUAGCUUAAAAAUGCUGAAAACUGUUUUCAAUCUGUGCUGCUUAAGCUUUAAUGAAACACCUUGAAUUUGAACUUUUUCAGCCAAGAUUAAACGAAAGCCAAAUCUAUAACCCACCCCCCUUUUCUUUUUCC
Molecule: messenger RNA, 871 nt
Organism: Mycotypha africana
Lineage: Eukaryota; Fungi; Mucoromycota; Mucoromycetes; Mucorales; Mycotyphaceae
Exons: 3
Coding region: 30-182 (50 amino acids)
Source: RefSeq, a predicted model, not a curated record